Molecule: messenger RNA, 1764 nt
Organism: Auanema sp. JU1783
Lineage: Eukaryota; Metazoa; Nematoda; Chromadorea; Rhabditida; Rhabditidae
Source: the annotation of a GenBank genome assembly
AUGAAUGCACAAACUUCUUUUUUUAUUCUUGCCAUCUCCAUUUUAGCUAUAAACUGUUAUCCGGCCACAGCAGAUGAAGAGAACGAGCCUAAAACAGAUCUAUUAAUCCCGUUAUACUCGACGACUGUACUAUCAUGUAGCUCAGUGUUCCAAACUGUCAAUAAGACAGCUCAUUGGUUCAAAAAUGGAAAACAGGUCGCAACUGUCGGAAGUGAAUAUAACGCUGUAUACAUGAACAGAUCAGGAGAAACAGAAAACAUACCGGAAGUUGGAUUCCUAAUAUUGAAAAAUACCCAAAAAGAUGAUCAAGGCUUGUAUCACUGUGAAUCAGCUGAUGAACCGUCGAUUACCGGGAAGAUAUUUGAUUUGAAAGUUGCUUUUGUCGAUUCACUACCACCCACUGGAUCCAUUUACUACUACCCGGAAAAGCCGAUCGUCGGAGAAGAGUUUUAUGCGCACGUGUUCAUGCCCCCUGCAUAUCCAAAACCAUCGGUUGUAUGGCUAUUGAACGGGGAGCCAAUUGAAUAUAUAUCAUCUGAAACUUCAAUUGAUUCAAAUGGAACUCUAUUUAUAAAAUACUUAUCAAAUCUCCAUAUUGGCAAAUUAGAAUGCAUCAUAUCAAAUUUUGCAGCCAAAACGUCAACAUCUAAGGAACUACUGCCAAUUACCAUUGCAAAGAAUAACUCUCCAUCCAACAAUAUCAUUUCUUGCGGGAAUAUGGUGCGCAUAAAGAUUUUAUGGUUCUUGAUAGGAUGCUUAGUGACAAGCUUAUGUGUUCUUAUCUAUUUACUAUGCGUUUUGAUGAUUCUCCGGCCGAACCAUCAACGUGCUACUCUUCGCCCUAUACAAUGGUUCCAAACCCACCCUUUGCUUGCCCCAGGAUUUCGUAAGGUCAUUACCCCAACACCUGAUAUAUUAUUCCCAAGACAAGGAGGACAAGUCUCCUUCACCGAAGAGGGCGGAGUCUUCGUCAUAGAACUCAAUCAAGUACCAGCAGCUCCUCAUCCCCUUUUCUUCAUCUUUUGCAUAACAGUCACUCAUCAUGUUCAUAUGAUUCCAUCAAAUAACUUUUUAAUUACUUUAACUGUUUUGUUAUCAUCUGUCUAUGCUCAAGAACUAGCAACAGAAGCUUGCAAAGCUGCCUUAGAAGCAUGUGAAAAUGAUCUCGAAUGCUCCAACCGAUUGACUCCGUUGGUAGCUGCCUGCUCAACAUCGACAUGUCAACCUCAAUGUAGAAAUGCUGUUCUGAACGUUUAUCAAAACAAAUUAGGAAGAAACCUUUUAAGAUCGGAUGCUUCAUGUAUUCACGGAAGAGAAGAACUGAGAACUUGUAACUUCUUACCCACUGGUGAUCAAGUUCAUUGCAGUUUGGCUAAACUGGCUUGUGAAGCUGACUUACAAUGUAACUCCAAAUGGGGAAUCUUCUUCUCCGAAUGUGAAGCUGAAACUGGACGAGGAGAAUGUUCUCCAAAAUGUGCUGGAUUCUUACGAGAAGCCACAUCCACUCCUCACGGACAAGCUUUCAUCAACUGUACUUGUACCGACAGAGAAGAUCAAUUAUGUCAUAACUUGAAGAAUAAUGUUCUGAAUGUUUGUAACAAGCCAACUGCUCCGUCAACUUCUGUUGAUAACAACUCAGUCAUUGAGAAUUCAAACGAUUCAAUGGAGCCAUCAGCAGCUUCCACUUCAUGGCCUUUCCAUAUUAUUCUUCCAACCAUUAUGAUGUAUUUUUUGUUGUCAGCAAGUCUUUUUCUCAAUUUUUAA